Molecule: messenger RNA, 903 nt
Organism: Sphenostylis stenocarpa
Lineage: Eukaryota; Viridiplantae; Streptophyta; Magnoliopsida; Fabales; Fabaceae
Source: the annotation of a GenBank genome assembly
AUGAACGACUUGUUCUCGGGCUCCUUCUCCCGCAACAACGAGCAAGUCUCGCCUGGCCACCACCACGUGGUGGAGAUGUCCGCCGUGGAGGGCGGCGCGAACCUGGACAAGUUCUUUUUGGAAGUUGAGCCGGUAAAAGAAGAGUUGAAAGAGCUAGAUCGUCUCCAUGAGAACUUACGUGGUUCCCACGAAAGGAGCAAGACCCUUCACAGCGCAAAAGCUGUGAAAGAGCUUCGCUCAACCAUGGACGCCGAUGUAACCCUGGCUUUAAAGAAAGCCAAGGUAGUCAAGGUCCAGCUCGAAGGGUUGGACCGGUCUAACGAGUCAAGCCGGAACUUGCCUGGUUCUGGACCUGGUUCAUCCUCAGACCGGACCAGAACAUCCGUGGUGAACGGAUUGAGGAAGAAGCUGAAGGACUCGAUGGACAGCUUCAAUAGCCUUCGACAACAGAUAUCGUCAGAGUACAGGGAAACCGUGCAGCGGAGAUAUUAUACCGUCACCGGAGAGAACCCUGAUGACAAAACCAUCGACCUUCUCAUUUCUACUGGAGAGAGUGAAACGUUUUUGCAGAAAGCGAUUUCGCAGCAAGGUAGAGCGAGCGUGAUGGAGACGAUCCAAGAGAUUCAAGAGAGGCACGACACAGUGAAAGAGAUAGAGCGAAACCUGAAGGAGCUGCACCAAGUGUUCCUGGACAUGGCCGUGCUGGUGCAGUCGCAGGGCGAACAAUUGGACGACAUAGAGAGCCACGUCGCACGUGCCAACUCGUACGUGCGAGAUGGGGUCCAUCAGAUCCAUGUAGCGAGGAAGCACCAGAUAAACAGCCGAAAGUGGAGCUGCAUCGGCAUCCUUCUGCUCAUCAUCAUCAUCUUAAUCAUAGUUCUCCCCAUUGUCCUCAGAAAUUGA